Cimex lectularius (bed bug) is the source of this 1414-nucleotide messenger RNA. RefSeq names its product kelch-like protein 30. The record is from RefSeq and is a predicted model, not a curated record. Lineage: Eukaryota; Metazoa; Arthropoda; Insecta; Hemiptera; Cimicidae. Gene Ontology annotation, biological process: neurogenesis. The coding region runs from base 220 to 1167 and encodes 315 amino acids. Gene Ontology annotation, molecular function: protein binding. Gene Ontology annotation, cellular component: cytosol; P-body. The transcript has 6 exons.
AUGUUUUAUUAACAAUUUACAAUUUGAAACCUGACUUAUUUUUGUAAGCACUUCAAAAAUAAAAAGUACUAAAAGUGUAUUAUUAACGACGUGACGAUAAAAUUUUCAAAAUCACGUGACAACUGCCUGCUUCGUCGGCCGCUUAUAUAACGCCAGUUAAUCCGGAAUACUUCGAGUUUUUGGGCUUUGAACUUAGACGUGUUGUUUCAAGUGCUAACAAUGAGUAAUUCAGACUGGAGAGAUUCAAACAAAUCAUUGUCGGAGAAGAUAAAACACAUAUUUCAAACAUUUUUAUACACUGAUGUAGUACUUGUUGUUUGCAAUGGGACUGAGAAAAAGGAAUUCAAAGUGCACGAACUGAUUUUACGUUUGGCGAGUAAUGUCUUUGAUGUAGCAUUAAACGGCCCGUUUAAAGAGAGUUCAACAAAAACUAUUGAAAUACAUCAAAUUGAUCCUGAGAUCUUUAACUUAUUUUUGGAGUUCAUUUAUUUUGACAAAGUGCUCCUUACAUCUGUUGAACAAUCGAUAGAGCUGUACAAUGUUGCACAUAGAUAUAUGACAUUACCUCUAAAAGAAUUCUGCUUGGACUACAUCAGGACAAGUCUUGACACAUCCACAGCAUGCUUAGGGAUUGAAUUUGCUGAGUUUUUCAUCAUUGAAGAUCUCAAGUUGGACUGCUUAGAAAUUAUUCAAGAAAGGACGGAAUGUGUAGUAUCAAAUCAAAACUUCCUAAAUGCGACAAAAGAAACUGUGAUAACAAUUUUAAGCCAAGAUUCAUUGAAUAUUAGGGAAAUUGAACUGUUUAAGGCUAUUGAAAAGUGGAUCAGGAAUAUGGUGAGCAGAGAAGGUGAGCAAAUAAAGCAAGAUCUUUGCAAUACUGUCGUAACCAAAAUACGUUUUUUGAACAUGACUCCUCAGGAAUUCACAGAAGGUCCGGUUAUUAGCGGCUUGCUUAAAGAUAAUCAGUGGCCACCGAUUCUUGCUCAUCUUGCUUCGGACGAAUGCCCUCUAGCAUUCCCUGAAGGGUUUGACAGAAACUAUCGGUGCCAGUUUGAUCACUCAAAUUCAAACUUGAGUGAAUAUGGGCGGAUAACUCCAUACAGGUGUAACUACGGACCCACGUACCAUCACAACAAAAAGCAUUUAAGGAAAAGAGAAUAUCCUUGAUUCCAACUAAGACAUUUAUCGGAGAUGAUCGAGAUGAAAAGCUAAAGUACAAUCUAAUGAGAAAACAAUCUUCAGUGAUGUUCUAAAUAACCUCAAUGAGAUUUUUCAACAAUGGGAAUUAAAAAAGUCCAUAUUACAAGUUGAGAGGCUUAAACAAAAAUUGUAGAUUAUAUAUUGGCAAGAAGCUGUCUCAUUCCUCAUAUAAGGGGCCUAUUUUUUAUGCAAUAAAUAUAACAUACCACUUAGA